Molecule: messenger RNA, 1155 nt
Organism: Chaetomium globosum CBS 148.51
Lineage: Eukaryota; Fungi; Ascomycota; Sordariomycetes; Sordariales; Chaetomiaceae
Exons: 2
Coding region: 1-1155 (384 amino acids)
Cellular component (GO): membrane
Source: RefSeq, a predicted model, not a curated record
AUGCGCUCGCGCAGCCCCACCCACACGACGGCCGCCGCCGCCCGCGCUGAGGCUAGCCGCAAAUACACGCUCUCGGCCAUCUUCCUCGUCGUCUCCCUCGUCUCCUUCACCGCGCAGACCAUCCUCGCCUCGCACAUCCAGCACGACCUCGGCUGGGACAAGGCCUACUGCAUGCUGUACCUGACCCACGGCUCCUGGGCGCUGCUGUGGCCGCUGCAGCUGCUGGUGCUGCGGACGCAGCGCCCGGGGCGGGACCGCUCGUGGGGGCGGUUCUGGGACGGGCAUUUGAGGACGGUACGGGGCAUUGCGCUGGUGGUGGAGACGCGGGAUGUCAAGGCUGGUGUGCAUGCCGCGCAGCAUGGGGGCGGGUUGUUGGAGUAUGGGCACUCGCCGUGGCCGUAUUUGGGGAAGACCACGGCCGUGAUCACGUCGGCGUUGACGGUGGCCGGGCUGUCGUGGUAUUUGGCUGUGUCGAUGACCACGCCGAGCGAUCUGACGGCGAUUUAUAACUGCAGCGCGUUUUUUGCGUAUGCGUUUUCCGUACCGUUGCUGAAGGAGAAGUUGCGGGCGGAUAAGAUGUUGGCGGUGGCGGUGGCUAUUGUGGGCGUGUUGGUGGUUGCGUAUGGGGAUGGUGCUGGGGAUGGGUCGUCGGAGGAGGCGUCGGCCGUGCCCGGGGGUGGUGGGGUCGUGGUCGAUCCUGGGACGAGGUUUGCCGGGAAACAUGAUCAUCGGCGUGGGGGGGUCAUCUUCGCGAACACCUUUGGGAGUCUCAUGGGGGCCUUCACGCUGUUUGUGCUGUGGAUCCCGAUACCGGUGCUGCACGUCCUGGGGUGGGAGACGUUCGUGAUACCCACGGGCGAGACGGCGUGGCUUCUGUUCAUCAGCGUCAUCAUGAACAUGCUGUUCUCGGGCUCGUUCCUCGUGCUCAUUUCGCUGACCAGCCCCGUGCUCAGCUCGGUGGCGUCGCUGCUGACCAUCUUUAUGGUUGCCAUUGUCGACUGGUUCGUGACGGGUACACCGCUGAGCGGGGCGGCCAUGUUUGGCGGGCUGUUGAUCGUCAUCGCGUUUGCCAUGCUCAGCUGGAGCACGUGGCGCGAGAUGAAUGAGGAGGAGCAUAGGAAGCAGGUCGACUUGAGCGGUGACGAGGACGAUUAG